AUGGAGAAGCCGCAGGGAUCCAUCCACAUCAACGGACACGGCCAUCCCCUCUUUAAGAAACACAGACUUCCCCUCAUGAAUUAUGAUCUUAUGGACACGAUUGGCCCGGCUGUUUUGAUCCCCGGAUCUCAACCCCGCGCAGUUCCAGAGCAACAAAUCAGGUGCAAAGUGCCACCCCGCACGAAUCCAUCACGGCGUCAUCCCAAUAUCUACACUGCCCCAUCAUCUAUCUGGCCAUGUUUAUCCUUUGCGGUAUUCUCCCUGGUAUACUCGCCAACCGCAGCCAUGCUCCUGAACUUCCCAAACGAUAUACUCCUGCUCGUGGCAGACGAGGUAGAGACCGAGAGCGACCUGAGCUCAUUGACGAAAACAUGCCGCCAUCUGUACGGCUUAGUAUCAGACAAGCUUCAUCGAGAUAACAUCCGGUAUCAUAACAGCUCUGCCAUAUUCUGGGGGAUGCGCCACAGCCGAUUCGAUACGAUGCAACGCAUGCUGGACGUCGGUGCUGAUAUCGAUUCCACAGAGGAAGGCCAAACUCUCCUCUACCACGCUGCAUGCGACGGACAUGCCGCCAUGGUCAAAUUCCUCCUCGAACGGGGAGCAAGUCACCAGUUCAGAAAGGACAGGCUGCAGACACCGCUAUGCGCUGCCGCUGUGGCCGGACACACAGAUAUCGUCCAGAUCCUACUAGACCACGAAGUCCUCGAAGAGAACGAAGCCACAUCCACAUCCACAGCAACAGCUCUACCCCCCGGCAAACAAGACAUCUUCCUGUUGCAACUCUUCACCACAGACGGUCCGGCCGUACACCGAAACGGCCUACAAUACUCCAUCCCCCUCUUCCUAGCAAUCGCAUGCGCCCACACCACCACCGCAGAAACCCUCAUGGCAAACCCCAGAGUCGACCUCAACUACCGAGACUCCGUAGGCCGGACCCCCCUCGUCUGGGCCCUCUCGCACGGUCUCCAUAGAAUCGCCACUCUACUCCUCGAGCACGGCGCCGACGGAAACGUCAUAGAACCCCGGACAAACCAGUCCCCGUUACUCACGGCCGUAUGCCAAAAAGACGAGCGCAUUGUCCAGCUCCUCCUCCCUCAUCCAACGGUGGACCCAAACUGGACUGACGUCCAGGGCCGCAAUCCUCUUAUGGAAGUGCUUUCGCCGUCCGCGCACGUUUCGCUCCUGAGAGCCCUUCUGACGAGAGCAGACUUGGAUGUUAACUAUCGCGGCAGUCAGCAUCAACAUUCUUGUACCCCGUUGUGUAUUGCGAUCAGGAGAGACGAUGUUGCUGCUGUGACGCUACUCUUGGAACACCCUGGGAUCGAUGUAAACGCUACCGGGAAUGAUGGCCGGACUCCGUUGUCCCACGCUGCGGAGUUGGGUCGGGUUGAGUAUAUCGAUCUCUUGCUCGCGCAUGGAGCAGAUCUGGGAAGGAUAGAUCGGGAUGGACGAACGCCGAUCUCGUAUGCUGAAGAAGGUGAUGAUGUUAGGGCAGUUGAGAUGCUGUCCGUGAAGAAAGUUGGUCUGGAUGUGGCGGAUAGGCACAAAGUGGCGUCAUUUUAG
Molecule: messenger RNA, 1563 nt
Organism: Aspergillus puulaauensis
Lineage: Eukaryota; Fungi; Ascomycota; Eurotiomycetes; Eurotiales; Aspergillaceae
Product: ankyrin repeat domain-containing protein
Exons: 1
Coding region: 1-1563 (520 amino acids)
Molecular function (GO): protein binding
Source: RefSeq, a predicted model, not a curated record